AUGUACACUCUAGAACUCGAUUUCGACCCCCGUUCCAGUUUCAGCGACUGGCGAGUUAGUAGUGUGACCAUCUCCGGCUUCGACAACGACACGGGCAAAAGCAUGGACGCUGUCAAGGGCGAGUAUUUCGGCAAAGGUGUGGUUCGGCUGUUUCGAGGAGGCAACAACAAUGCAUCCAGCUCGACUGAGGUCGAAGAGGUGUCUCCGGUGCCCUCUCUGAUUGUGGCUAUUCUGGCAGUCCCCAGCUAUAUGACUGCAUCCGACUUUCUGGGGUUCAUCAGCUUGCAUUCUUGUGAGAAGGACAUUUCACAUAUCAGAGUCAUCAAAUCGAGUCGAGAAGUGAACCGAAACAUGGUACUUCUCAAGUUCCGUAUGGUUGAACGCGCCCAGGACUUUGUUGACAAGUACUCUGGCAAGGUGUUUAAUAGCAUGGAUCCUGAGACUUGUCUAUGUGUGUUUAUCCAUGAUAUCAGCGUGGGAGGCGAAGUUAGUAAUAAUACAAGCGUAGUUGGGGCAGACAACUUCCCGUACCUAUUGUUGGAUCCUUUCACCAAUGGAUUCAGCAAAGGUAAACCGCUACCUCCUCCUACUCCUGAUUUGCGAGAGCUGCCUACUUGUCCUGUCUGCCUGGAGCGUAUGGACAGUGAUAUCACCGGUUUGGCAACCAUCUUGUGCGAACACACGUUCCACUGUCACUGUUUGAGCAAGUGGGCUGGUGGAAAUUGUCCUGUUUGUCGAUACAGUGGCAGAAAGAGCAGUGUGGGCAACUCUGCUGCUCCUCCAGGGGCAUGUACGACUUGUGGGGGAACAGAAAACACGUGGAUUUGUUUGAUUUGUGGCAACAUUGGAUGUGGGCGGUAUGCUCUGGGCCAUGCUCAUUCUCAUUUUGACCAAACAGGACACGGGUACGCCAUGGAAAUGUCCACGCAACGAGUUUGGGACUAUGUGAGUGAUGGUUAUGUUCAUCGGUUGAUUCAGAGCGAUGUGGGCAAGCUGGUGGAGUUGGACGAGUCCAGUAGCUCCAGCAACAGCAAGUUCGUGUACUCUGACGACGGCAAAAAAAGUGGAGACGUGGAACAGUUGGCUCUGGAGUACACGGCUUUGUUGACGUCACAGCUGGAUUCUCAGCGGGAGUACUACGAGGCUCUGUUUGCAGACUCGGCAAAAAAAGUGGAGGAGAUGAGACUGGAAGUGCAUAGGGAAAAAGAGAGGGUCAAGAAGGAGCUCGAGGCCAAGAAGGAGGUGGCCAAGCUGGACGACUCGUUGAUGUCCGAGAACGAACGACUCAGAAAGGAGCUCGCCAAGUGUCAGUCUGAUAGUGAGAAACUGAGCCAGUUGAGUAAGACAUUUCGACAGUCUCUUCAAGAUGAAAAGGCCAUUUCGGGCGCCAUGAUGGCCAAGGUGAAGAAGCUACAGACUGAUAAGAUGGCCAAGGAGGCUCAGAUCAAGGAUCUGGAGGAACAGCUACGAGAUGUCAUGUUUUUCCUUGAGGCCAGAGAUAAGUUGAAGGAUGCAGACGAGGAUGUCAAGGAGGGUACCCUAGUGAUGAAGAAGAAGAACAAGAAGAAGUAG
Messenger RNA from Yarrowia lipolytica CLIB122, 1572 nucleotides. RefSeq lists its product as uncharacterized. Gene Ontology annotation, cellular component: cytoplasm. NCBI's taxonomy places the organism in Eukaryota, Fungi, Ascomycota, Dipodascomycetes, Dipodascales. Gene Ontology annotation, biological process: Ras protein signal transduction; protein ubiquitination. The record is from RefSeq and is a predicted model, not a curated record. Gene Ontology annotation, molecular function: ubiquitin protein ligase activity; zinc ion binding.